AUGAAGAUACUGGAAGAACUCAUUGUUGUUGUAGGUCCUGCUGGUGUGAAGGACAGCAGAGUUCUCCCCAAAUCUCUCCAGUCCUUCAGACCAGCUGCUCACAUGUCCACACUGAUAACUGGCAGAAGCUGGACGUCAUUAAUGUGGUUGGACAGUGGCGGGCAGUGGACAGGUGUCCAGCAACCCUCCUUGUUCUUCUUCAUCCCUCUCCCGAGCAUUGGCCUCACCCCAGAAAAGUUGACAGAUAACAGCCAUGGCAAGAUGGCUGUAGUUUACCGGCAGGAAGAGAAGAGCAGGAGUUUGAAAAGGAUGAGUCAUAUAAGUAGGAGCAUGGAGACUCUAGUCUUCAUUCAAGGAUCCAGGGGUCAAAUCACUGUGACUCAGAGUCCUGAAGCGACAGCUGUUCUCCCAGGACAGACAUUCAGUAUGAGCUGUAGAACCAGUUCUGAUGGGGAGAGUAGCAGUUACUAUGCUGGAUCAUAUGAUAAGCAGUGUUUAGCCUGGUACCUUCAGAAAUCUGGAGAAGCUCCUAAACUCCUCAUCUACUCAGGAAGUUACCGUGAGUCAGGGAUUCCAGGUCGAUUCAGUGGCAGUGGAUCUGGGUCUCACUUCACUCUGAGCAUCAGUGGAGUCCAGGCUGAAGAUGCAGGACAUUAUUACUGUCAGAGUUGGCACAUCUCUGAAUCACUGUGGUACACAUUCGGCGGAGGAACCAGGCUGGAGGUUGGAAGCGAUGCUACCCCCGUCCUCACGGUCCUGCCCCCCUCUAGUCAAGAGGUGUCCGGUAAGAACGAGGCCACGCUGACGUGUCUGGCCAACAAGGGCUUCCCCUCUAACUGGAAGCUGCAGUGGACGGUGGACGGCAGCGCCAGGACCGGGGACAUGAGCCACGGAAUCCUGGACAAGGACGGCAAGUACAGCUGGAGCAACACGCUGAGCCUCUCUGCGGGCGAGUGGUCCAAGGUGGUUUCGGUGAGCUGCAAGGCCACUCGGGACUCCCAGACUCCCGUCAUCGAGACGCUCAGGAGAUCCGACUGUUCCGCGUAGACGGGCGCCCGCCCGAUUACUCUGUUUUUACUCUGUUUUUACUCUGUUCCGUGUUCCACUCUCACCUGUUUUACUAACAACACAGAGGUUAAUAAUGUGCUUUGCUUACAUGUGAAACCCUUCACCCUCAGCUUGUCACUAUUAUCUAGUGUGUCCUCUGCUUCUCUUUGACAUCAGACUGUCUGUGUUACGCUGUGUGAUCUUGUGCUUCAAUAAUAUCUGAAAUGCAGCUGAGAAUAAUAAAGAUUUUUUCAAUCAAACACA
Molecule: messenger RNA, 1311 nt
Organism: Scleropages formosus (Asian bonytongue)
Lineage: Eukaryota; Metazoa; Chordata; Actinopteri; Osteoglossiformes; Osteoglossidae
Product: immunoglobulin kappa light chain-like
Exons: 6
Coding region: 1-1047 (348 amino acids)
Source: RefSeq, a predicted model, not a curated record